Molecule: messenger RNA, 1512 nt
Organism: Wallemia ichthyophaga EXF-994
Lineage: Eukaryota; Fungi; Basidiomycota; Wallemiomycetes; Wallemiales; Wallemiaceae
Product: tRNA-specific adenosine deaminase 1
Exons: 6
Coding region: 1-1512 (503 amino acids)
Biological process (GO): tRNA wobble adenosine to inosine editing
Molecular function (GO): RNA binding; tRNA-specific adenosine-37 deaminase activity
Source: RefSeq, a predicted model, not a curated record
AUGACUCGAGCCACGCCCGACGAUAUAGCGCGCAGUGUGAACGACGUCUACAAAUCUUUUCCAGCCCGUCUGCGCCCUGACAUACGUCCAAAUGGUGCUCUGGAAUGGACUAUUUUGGCUGGAUUUGUGCUGCAAUCGGUGGAGGACGAACACUUGAACUGCGUCUCUGCCGGCGUCGGUAUGAAAUGCCUGCCUGCGUCUAGAAUUCCGCUGCACGGAGAUAUGCUGCACGAUACCCACGCUGAAAUACUAGCAAAGCGCGGCUUGGCCAAGUGGAUCCUCAAUGAGCUUUCUAGUAUUGAGGCGGGAAAUUCGUCGGCGUAUCUCGAUUACAGCGAGCACAACGAGCAAAAAACACACACUACGCGCACCCCCAAACACUCAUUCAAGGCUGGUGUACAAGUAUAUCUCUACAUAUCUGCUCUGCCAUGUGGAGAUGCGUCGAUGGCACACACGGCUGACAGCCAGGAUGCACAAGAAGCCGCAUACUACAGUGCGAUACCAGCCUUGAGGGGUUUCGAUGGGGUUGCGGGUGCAGCGGGUGCAGCGAGUGCAGCGAGUGAAGCCACUGCCACUUCUGUAACGCGCGGAAGAAUGGACUACACGAAAAGAGGUUCAAUACGAACCAAGCCAGGCCGCGCCGAUGCCGGAUCCACCAACAGUCUCAGCUGUUCCGACAAACUGGCUACAUACACCCUCUUAGGCGUGCAGGGGGGCCUGCUUGCGAAUAUCAUGCAGCCGGUGUACAUCCACAAUAUUGUUAUCGGCGGUGUCAGCAGUGUGGAUGGGGAGGGGCGCCAAAAGUACCUCUCUGAAUGCCACCGCUCACUCUAUCUACGCGUGGAGGAAAGCGUGCGAGAGAGCGCGAAGGAAAGCGCUCAAGCUAGCCCAUCGCGCUUGGAUACGCCAACAGACCACUUGCACUUGCACUUGCACUUGCACAGACCGGUGAUCGCAUUCACGGAGGUGCGUUUCUGCCACGCCAAGGAGGAGGUGGAAGCGCGUGCACGUGCAAGUUCAAGCCAAGAUGCGAACGAACACCCACACCCACCCGUACUUCCCGCCAUGCACUGCGCCAACUACGUAGCAGGCGAUUCACCCCUACAGACAGAAUUGGUGAUAGGGGGUCUGAAGAACGGCAACUUCCGACGCCGCGGCGGCGGGCCGUACUGGUGGAAAUACAGAUCCCGUUUGUGCAGAUUAGACCUGAUGCGGCACUAUCUCAGUCUGGAAUGUGUGAAGGGAGUUAAGAGCGUGAAGAAAGGAGAGAGGGAGAGGGAGAGUGACGUAAAGAGCGGCAAGGAGGAUGACGCCGACGACAAUACCAACCCCACUUACUUCCAACUCAAGCACUCGGAAGCAUCCAACACUUACCGCCGUCUGAAACACCUCCUCCGCACUCCGCCAUCCCUCUUCUCCGAGUGGAUAGUGACUCAUCCGAAGCAUGCCCAUUUCGACAGCGAGGGGCGCAUCAAUAGUGAUGGAAAUCGUCAACAGCGUAAAGUAAAGUAG